Equus caballus (horse) is the source of this 3123-nucleotide messenger RNA. RefSeq names its product integrator complex subunit 6-like. Gene Ontology annotation, biological process: snRNA 3'-end processing. NCBI's taxonomy places the organism in Eukaryota, Metazoa, Chordata, Mammalia, Perissodactyla, Equidae. Gene Ontology annotation, cellular component: integrator complex. The record is from RefSeq and is a predicted model, not a curated record.
CAGGAGAGGAAGGGGGAGGGCAGGGGAGGGACCCGAGGGCUACACACGCUCACACUUUCAAGUUCCCUUGGAGGGAGAGGAGGUGGGGCUGCAGAAAGGGGACGGGAGCAGUUCCAUCCGUCCCGUCCCGUCUCCCCUCUUCCUCUUGCUCCCUGCACCCUGGCUCUGCGAGAGUUGAGGGUUCGGGUGGCAGUACGCGGCAGUGAGGGCAAGAGGGCCGGGAGAGUGGGGAGCGGAGCCAGAGGUGCGGGGGAAGAUGCCCAUCCUGCUGUUCCUCAUAGACACGUCCGCCUCUAUGAACCAACGCACUGAUCUGGGCACCUCCUAUUUGGACAUUGCCAAAGGCGCUGUGGAGUUAUUCUUGAAGCUGCGCGCCCGGGACCCGGCCAGCCGCGGAGACAGGUACAUGCUGGUCACCUACGACGAACCCCCGUACUGCAUCAAGGCUGGUUGGAAGGAAAAUCACGCAACAUUCAUGAGUGAACUAAAAAAUCUUCAGGCUUCUGGACUGACUACUCUUGGUCAGGCUCUAAGAUCCUCAUUUGAUUUAUUAAAUCUCAAUAGAUUAAUAUCUGGAAUAGACAAUUAUGGACAGGGGAGAAAUCCAUUUUUUUUAGAACCAUCUAUUUUAAUUACCAUCACAGAUGGAAACAAGUUAACAAGUACUGCUGGUAUUCAAGAAGAGCUUCAUCUGCCUUUGAAUUCUCCUCUGCCUGGAAGUGAACUAACCAAAGAACCUUUUCGUUGGGAUCAAAGGUUAUUUGCCCUGGUGUUGCGUUUGCCUGGAUUGGCUUCUACUGAACCAGAGCAGCUAGGGAGCGUACCCACUGACGAAUCUGCCAUCACACAGAUGUGUGAAGUCACAGGAGGUCGCUCCUACUGUGUUAGAACACAAAGAAUGUUGAAUCAAUGUUUAGAAUCUCUAGUUCAAAAAGUUCAGAGUGGUGUAGUUAUUAACUUUGAAAAAACAGGACCAGAUCCACUUCCUAUCGGAGAAGAUGGAUUUAUGGAUUCAUCUAGGACAAGCAGUUCAUUUGCCGCUCAACCAUGGCAUAGUUGUCAUAAGCUCAUUUAUGUACGACCUAACUCUAAAACUGGUGUACCUGUUGGACAUUGGCCAAUUCCAGAAUCUUUUUGGCCAGAUCAGAAUUUACCUUCACUACCUCCACGAACAUCUCAUCCUAUUGUGAGGUUCUCCUGUGUAGAUUGUGAGCCAAUGGUAAUAGACAAACUUCCCUUUGACAAAUAUGAACUUGAACCUUCACCCUUAACUCAGUACAUCCUGGAACGAAAGUCUCCACAUACCUGCUGGCAGGUAUUUGUUACUAGCAGUGGAAAAUACAAUGAACUCGGAUAUCCAUUUGGCUAUUUAAAAGCCAGUACCACUUUGACUUGUGUCAACCUCUUUGUGAUGCCCUACAACUACCCAGUUUUACUCCCUCUUUUAGAUGACUUGUUUAAAGUUCACAAGCUUAAGCCAAAUCUGAAGUGGCGACAGGCUUUUGACAACUACUUAAAAACUCUGCCUCCAUACUACUUAUUACCAUUAAAGAAAGCACUAAGGAUGAUGGGAGCUCCAAAUCUGAUAUCAGAUAAUUUAGAUUGUGGACUUAGUUACAGUGUUAUCUCUUACCUUAAAAAACUCAGCCAACAGACCAAACUAGAGUCAGAACGAAUACUAGCCUCAGUGGGGAAGAAACCUCCCCAGGAAAUUGGAAUCAAAGUGAAAAAUCAUUCUGGAGGUGGCGUGUCGUUGACUCACAGUAAAAAUUUUAGAAAACUAUUGAAAGAAAUAAUCGGGGAAACUGUGCCGAGACUGACAGAACUGAAUACCAAAGAAUUUGCUGGCUUCCAAGUAGGGCUCUUAAACAAGGAUUUGAAACCUCAGACAUACAGAAAUGCCUAUGAUAUUCCACGUAGAGGUCUCUUAGACCAGUUAACUCGAAUGAGAUCCAAUCUGCUGAAAACACACAAGUUUAUUGUCGGACAGGAUGAAGAUUCCCUUCAUAGUGUUCCAGUUGCACAAAUGGGUAACUAUCAGGAAUACCUAAAGACAUUGGCUUCCCCACUUCGAGAGAUUGAUCCAGAUCAACCAAAAAGACUGCAUACUUUUGGCAAUCCGUUCAAACAAGAUAAGAAGGGAAUGAUGAUUGAUGAAGCAGAUGAGUUUGUAGCAGGGCCACAGAACAAAGUGAAACGUCCUGGAGAACCCAACAGUCCUCUGUCAUCUAAGAGAAGGCGGAGUAUGUCCCUGCUGUUGAGGAAACCACAAACACCACCUACUGUAACUAACCAUGUGGGCGGAAAGGGACCACCCUCAGCCUCGUGGUUCCCAUCUUAUCCAAACCUCAUAAAACCCACCCUUGUACAUACAGAUGUUACUGUCAUUCACGAUGUCCAUGAGGAGAAGACGGAAAAUGGUCAAACCCCACCAGAUGGCUUCUUGUCAAAAUCUGCUGCACCAGAGCUGAUGAAUAUGGCGGGAGAUGGGGUUCCACCCAACCAAUCGGAUUCUCUGUCUGAUGACUUCAUUAGUCUCAGGAAGGAUGGCCUCAUUCCCAAACCUGGUGGUAAUGCACUUGUGGGAGGAACCAAAAACUGCAGCAUCUCUGUAAAUGAUCAGAAGGUCUCAGUAACGUCUACUUUGGGAGCUGUGCCAAAUACAUUACAAAUAACUCCUGCUAUGGCACAAGGAAUCAAUGCUGAUAUAAAACAUCAGUUAAUGAAGGAAGUUCGAAAAUUUGGACGAAAGUAUGAAAGAAUUUUCAUUUUGCUUGAAGGAGUGCAAGGACCUCUUGCAGUCAAGAAACAAUUUGUUGAAUUUACCAUCAAGGAAGCUGCAAGGUUUAAAAGACGAGUCUUAAUUCAGUACCUUGAGAAGGUACUAGAAAAAAUAGAUUCCCACUACCUUCUCAACAAUGUUAAUCACAUCAACAGCAGAUCAUUGUGUUAAUGCAAAGGCCAAGGAGAAAAAAGGACAAGUGUCUGUGCUGUAGGAUGGAACAGGAUAUUGUUGAAGCUUCCUAGAAUGUUUUAGUCAAGAAGAAGCUGUGGAGCUUUUUUAUUUUAUGAUUCUCUGACAGUAAAAGCUGGCUUUUGCCCUAAGAGUUUUCUUCGAAAGGA